AUGGAUUUGGAUAUCGAGAUGGACGAUGCCGUCGAUACGACGCUCGACGCACCCAUCGCCGACUCUGGCCACAAUGAUAUCCUUCAACCCGAUGAGCCUGAGGAGCCUGGCGAGGUUGCCGACGACGAUCCCCCGGCGGACGACUCCAAGACGAUUGUCCCCAACAAGGUUCACAUUCAUGGCGUGGAUUCCUUACACACGAAUGACAUCAAGGCAUACGUCAAAGCCCACUUCGGCGCAGUCGACCGAGUUGAAUGGAUCGACGACUCGUCCGCCAACCUCGUCUUCAGCUCUGAGCACACGACCCGCGACGCUAUUGUCGCACUGAGCGCCGUCCCCGUCGCAGAUGCCACGGCUCUCGCAAUCGGCGAGACGCUCCCCGCAAAGCCCGUCGACGAAAAACCCGAAAUUACCCUCCACGUACGGUUCGCCCUGGCGAGCGACAAGAAACAGGCCGGCGCCGCCACGCGCAGUCGCUACUACCUCCUCCACCCCGAACACGACCCUGAAGAGCGACGACGCCGGAAUCAGGACAAUCGCUCCAGGUACCGAGACCGGGAUAGUGACUAUCGCAGAGAUGGUAGAGAUGGCAGAGACAGCGACUAUCGCAGGGGCAGUGGGCGGCGGAGACGAGAUUCCGAGGAAGAUGUCGAGACGUUCGAGGCGAGCAUGUACGAUGACGCACCACGAGCGUCCAGAGACCGGCGGCAUUCGGAUUCGGACGACCGCCCACGAUCAUACGCCAAGGAGAAUCAGGGCAAAGAGCUGUUCGCCACCCGACGAACGGCGCGCGAUCGGUCGGCUUCGCCAAUGCGCGACGGCGACGGUGACGAUGUGAUGGGCGAACGGGCCAGCUCUUCCGGUAACAGAGCCAGGGCCCGCACCCUGAAGGAUCGAAUCUCAGCAGAUAACAGCACGAAGGAACUAUUCCCAACCAAGGAACUUUUCCCAGUUAGGGGCUCCGGCAGCCGUGGCAGCAGCCGGCUAGAUCAGCUGGAGCGAGCCAUCGGAUCAGCGCACCUCCGGGAGGAAGACCGGCCCAAGAUCGUUGCGGUACCCGAUGCGCCUGCAGGUGGAGCAUUUAACAUUCGGGGCAUUGCGAAUCGGCGCGGCGAUGGGGAAGGCUUCUCAAUCAGGGGCGCCGCGGGUGCGAGCGCAAAAGAGCUGUUCCCAGACCGGUUUGGUGGUGGCAAUGCGGGCAAAGAACUCUUUGAUAACGGCAGAACGAAGCGGCGGCAGAGGGCCGAAGACCUCUUCUCGUAG
This is a messenger RNA of Ilyonectria robusta, 1263 nucleotides long. RefSeq lists its product as uncharacterized. Gene Ontology annotation, cellular component: cytosol; nucleus. The coding region runs from base 1 to 1263 and encodes 420 amino acids. The record is from RefSeq and is a predicted model, not a curated record. The transcript is spliced from 2 exons. Lineage: Eukaryota; Fungi; Ascomycota; Sordariomycetes; Hypocreales; Nectriaceae. Gene Ontology annotation, molecular function: RNA 7-methylguanosine cap binding; mRNA binding.